Molecule: messenger RNA, 521 nt
Organism: Pogonomyrmex barbatus (red harvester ant)
Lineage: Eukaryota; Metazoa; Arthropoda; Insecta; Hymenoptera; Formicidae
Product: Ribosomal protein L35
Biological process (GO): translation; maturation of LSU-rRNA from tricistronic rRNA transcript (SSU-rRNA, 5.8S rRNA, LSU-rRNA)
Cellular component (GO): cytosolic large ribosomal subunit; ribosome
Molecular function (GO): structural constituent of ribosome; mRNA binding
Source: RefSeq, a predicted model, not a curated record
AUGAUUCAUAUUGGUCAUCCUGUUUUUGUCGAGGCUAUAGUUCCUCCUCCGUUUCCUUCAUGCUUCUUUUUCCUGUGGCAAGAAAAUCGGUUCAAGAUGGCAAAAGUGAAAUGUUCUGAAUUAAGGACCAAAGACAAAAAGGAGCUGAUGAAACAGCUCGAUCAGCUCAAAACAGAAUUGACCACUCUACGAGUGGCCAAAGUAACUGGAGGAGCUGCUUCAAAGCUGUCUAAGAUUCGUGUUGUAAGGAAAGCUAUUGCACGAGUGUAUAUUAUUAUGCACCAGAAGCAAAAAGGAAAUCUUCGCUUACUAUACAAAAAUAAAAAAUAUAAACCUCUUGAUUUGAGGCCCAAGAGAACAAGGGCUCUACGCCGUGUUCUUACACCGUAUCAAGCCAGCAGGAAAACCAUGAAGGAGAUACGCAAGCGUUCUGCAUUUCCACAAAGAAAGUAUGCUUUGAAAGCAUAGUAUGUUAUGUAUGUUUUUAAUUACUAUUCGAAAUAAAAAUUGCAUAAAAAUAU